Cladophialophora immunda is the source of this 1503-nucleotide messenger RNA. RefSeq lists its product as uncharacterized. NCBI's taxonomy places the organism in Eukaryota, Fungi, Ascomycota, Eurotiomycetes, Chaetothyriales, Herpotrichiellaceae. The transcript is spliced from 2 exons. The record is from RefSeq and is a predicted model, not a curated record. Bases 430 to 1284 code for a protein of 284 amino acids.
ACCAACCAUCGCGACAUGUCGCGUGAGCGAAUCGCUCGCUUCAACGGCCGUCGAUCCGCUGGACAAGCAACGCGCCGCCCACCAUCAAUCGAGACCGUCGCCGGUAUUCAUUCUGCAACAAUGCGUCACCCUGCAGUUUUACAAUGGUACCUCGCCUACCUCCACUGUUACUGGUUACCCAUGCGAGCUACUUCCUUGAUAUCGCAUCGCCUGGCAACUUGAUAAAAGCGACGUCUUAUCAGUUCCAAGUAUCGACUGCGAUGACUUUCUCGAUCCUAUCCGCAAAUGCUGUUGCUCUUUACUGCGCUGUGCCUUUUCUCGUUGUUUUGAACUGAGCCAUCGCGUUCUUGACUUGAUCUAACAUCACAGCUCUUGGCCUCCAAAUCUUCUUUUUCUCUACGAUAAUCUAUACUUUGCACCUACUCAAUCAUGUUUGAUACCAGAAGGAAAGAGGCGGAGCACCCUGCUCGUCCGUCGCUCUCAACUAUCCGUUCCGAAGAGAGCCAAGGAAAUAAUGAUACAGUGCCUAUCACGCGAACAGAUACAGUGGCUGUCAAGACGAGAGGUUCAACCUCCCUUGGGCGGAAGAACUCAGACAAGCCCACAGUUUUGUCCCGCUCCGAAACGCUGUCUUCCAAACCUGCCCUAACCCGUGUACCUUCUAUCCAAACACGAUACAUGGAGAUGCUGUUACACUUGGAUCAAAUCCCCCGUCUAUACAACAUCUUGGCUAGCCUCUUCACCUGGAUUCUGCUGGCCGGUUUCCUCGUCGUUCCCGGGACCUUUACAACUUUCAAAAACUCAAAGGCGUUCCAAAACGCUGACAACGACAACGACGACAACGAGGUCGCCCACGCAAUUGUCCAUUCGAUCGCCAACAUCGGCCUGUUGUGGCUUGCUGGUGCAUUUUGCGCUGUGGGAGCUCUAGGAUGCCUCUGGUUGUGGUUUCGCUGGCGCAAGAAUUACGUCUGGCUGAUAAAUCGAAUCUUUCUACCAGUCACGAUGAACUCUGUCGCCGGCUUGAUAACAACUCUCGUCAACGUCUACACGGCCCAGCACGGUGUAUGGAGUGUGACGGCAAAAAUCACUGCUAUCGUGACAGGCUCUUGCGUCGGGGUCGCAGGUCUCCUUUUCGGGUGUUACAAUUUCUGGAUAUUACGCCGGGUACAGAAGGUGCAUGAGCGAGAAAUGGGCAUCACCGCUCAGCACCAGGACGAGACAUUGGUUGAGAAGGUGAAAAGAAAGGCUCAUGAGCCCCCGUUGCAGUCAGGCAGCGUGGUUUGAUGUCGAACCAUGUCGUUGGACUCUAAUGCGCAUCUUUUGUAUCCUCCCGAAGCCGAUUCUUCUGCCACUUGUACCCUGCCACUAGGGCCACUCGCGCCUGCCUCGAGAUCCCCGGUCUUCCAUGUUCUUGCCCUGGUUAUGACUGGUAGAGCGGACAUCCAUCUCGCAUUUUGUCUCAAUCCUGACUCUGCCUCCAAUACACCAUUAAUCGUCAUCCCU